UCGGAGCUGGUGCAAAUCCUCAAUGAGCUGUUCGCCAGGUUCGACCGACUCGCCGAGGAAUACCAUCAACUGAGGAUCAAGAUCCUCGGGGACUGCUACUAUUGCAUCAGUGGAGCGCCUGAGGAAAGAGAGGAUCAUGCAAUUCUCUCUGUCCACAUGGGAUUAUCAAUGGUGGAGGCCAUAAAGUAUGUCAGAGAAAAAACAGGUUCACCAGUGGACAUGAGAGUAGGGAUUCAUACUGGAGCAGUUUUGGCAGGGGUUCUGGGCCAGCGCCAAUGGCAUUAUGAUGUUUACUCCAAGGAUGUUAUCCUGGCCAACCAGAUGGAAAGCAGUGGGAUGCCUGGGAGGGUCCAUGUAUCAAAUGUGACCCAUGAUUGCCUCAAUGGCGCCUUUGAGGUGGAAAAGGCGAAUGGAGAGAAAAGAGAAGAGGCUCUGAGGCAAGCAGGACUAACAACUUAUUUCAUAAUCAAAGUCAUCAAACCACUGAAACAAGGCGGUCAAGAGGAAACCAAUGGAGACAUUUCGCAGCUUCUAGACCCUGAGGUCUCGGAUAAUAAUGUCUUGUCCAGGGAGAACUCCUUGAAUGAUCCAAUGUCAAGCAAUCCUCCCGAAAAAGCUCAAACGAAUCGAGAAAGACAAUCACACUCGCAUCGAAAGCGAUUGUUUGCUGAUUUAGUUGACCGAGAAGGUCAAAGGGACGCUUUAAAGGAUUAUGUUCCAAGGUUGGUAGGACUGGGGUUCAAGCGAGGCUCGUUUGAAAACCAGUUUGCGCAACAGAGAUCUGAACCAGAACCUGCUCUGGUUGUCACUGCCCUGGGCCCAGUUUUGGCUUUUGUAGGGGCCAGUGUUGCGCAAAUCCCUGCUGUAGUGUACAAAUUUUGGAGCUUUUUAAAGAAGCGCCCCAUUGCCAAGGCGUUUUUGUACUUCGCUGUGCUGCUUUUCAUGAGUGCUUUGACUCUUGGGGACAUGGUGCUGUCGUGUUUCAAAAGGAUGCCAGAAGUGGACGAUUCGUUGCUGGCAAGAAAUUGUUCCCCACCAAGCAGGGAAGAAGUUUAUUUUCCUGUGGGAGACAACUGGUCACCAGCAGGACCCACGUCGGAAACCCGUGAUGACCAGCAAUCGUGUCAACACCCGGGUUUCUUCACGGACUCGGGCGUCCUUGUGUUCAUUGGCAUCGUGGCAGUCGUUGACCUGGGAUACGACUUGAUGCAAUUCAGCUCAUUCAGCGAGGGAUUCAGUGCUUACGUCAAGGAACCAUGGAAACUAACAGAAGAAUUGCAGAGUUCCUUGGCUGCUAUAGAAGCUGGGUUGAUGCUGAUACUUCUUGCCAGACAGUGGGAAAAGACAGGCAGGGUAUUGUUUGUCUGGGCACUGGGUUUGACUGAGCAGCGUGAGAGGGCUUCAGCCAUCAGAAGGCACAACCAGGUCCUAGUGUACAACAUCCUUCCACCCCAUGUGGCGUCCCACUUUAUGCAAAGAGGCCGGAUCCGCCACUCCCAGCUUUACUCGCAGUCUUACGCCAGGGUAGGAGUGAUGUUUGCUUCCAUGCCUAAUUUCUCAGAAGAGUCGGUGAAUAAUCAAGGAUUGGAGUGUCUGCGCUUCCUCAACGAGGUCAUUUCCGACUUCGAUGCGCUUUUGGAGCACACUGAGUUCAAAGAGAUAAGCAAAAUCAAAACUAUCGGUUCAACUUACAUGGCUGCAAGUGGGUUGGCUCCUGCUGUGCUCUACAGACAUCGCAGCAAGACAAGAAAGAGCACUGCUUCACCCUUGUCAGCAACCACAGAAGAUAGACAGAAGCCAAGGGAGAAGAAAAGCAGAAGAGAAGCAUUGAGGACCAAAUGGGCUCAUUUGGCUCUUUUGGUGGAAUUUGCAUUUAAAAUGCGGGAAGCGUUAAAGGCCAUUAAUGAGCAGUCCUUCAACAAUUUCAUCCUCAAAAUGGGAAUCAAUCAUGGGCCAAUUACAGCUGGGGUUAUUGGAGCUAGAAAGCCUCAUUAUGACAUUUGGGGCAACACCGUGAAUGUUGCCAGCAGAAUGGAGAGCACUGGAAGAGCAGGCUUCAUUCAGGUGACAGAAGAGACAAAAAGGAUCCUAGCGAAUUUCGGCUACGUCUUCGAAACCCGAGGCCUCGUUUCUGUCAAGGGCAAAGGUCAACUGAUGACCUAUUAUUUAGUCGGAAAAGGAGAUCUUCCUAAUGACGAUGACGACGACGGUGACGACCUGGCUGACCUAGAUGACGACGACGACGAUGAUGACGAUGACCAACGCACGACAGCCCCUCAUUCUCCAAUGCCAAUUUCCGUCGCGUCAGACCGGAAACUUUCUGCCAUUCCGACAGAAACUUGAAAAUCAGGUCGUCGUUUCAAAUCAAAUAAUAAUAAAAAAAAUGGAGAGGGAAGCAUUUUGAAUCCCGUGACUGAUGUUCUUUGAUGUUGUUUCCUUCCCUGACACAUUUAUUUUGAAUUAAGCCGACAUUUGGCAUGUGAUAUUCUGUCCUUCUUUGGAGACCUUCUUUCAAAAUGUUACAGUUCUGUUUUAAUUUUUUUUUUACUUUCCGAUCAUGUGACAGGUGAAAUCAGACGAGCGGCUUUCAUUCGAAAUUUCAAAUUUUCAAUCAUUGGUGAAAUGGGUGAGGUGUUUCGAAAAAAUUGCGUUUUAAGCCACUUCUUGAAUGGUUUCUCUAUAUUCGCUUUUGAGGAAUAAUAUUCUUUUAAAAUACGUUUUCAAAAUACACUUUUGGUCGUCUUCCUGUUUCACAUGAUCAGAAAGUUGAAUUUUGAAACAAACGCUUGAUAUUGGCUUUCUUUUGCCGGAAGUCUCAGAAAAAUUCAUCAAAAUGAAGAGAAAAAAACUUGGGAAAUAUUUCAUCAGUGAACCAAUCAGCAAACUCGAAAUCGACAUAAAUUAACAAAAGCCCUCGACAAUCUUCCGACAAACAUUCCGAGAAUAUCAGGCACAUAUUUUGAAAAUUUUUAAAAAAGUUACCUACGACAUUCGUGUGAGAUUUUUUCUUGGCAAACCAGAUCAAACCCAGCUGAAGGAAAUCUCGAUCUCCUCUGUGGUCAUGUACAAAAAAAAACCAGAAAACGGGGUAAUAUUCCCGAAUUUACCCAGAGAAGAAGAAACAAAUCAACAAUUCGAUGUGUUCCCGGUUUUUCUGUAUUUUGUUCACCAAAAAAUCCCCUUCGACAGACAAUCUGGUGAGAACUGAAACCGGAAACAAAAAGAAAAACAUAUGUCAAUCCGAUUUGAAAAAAAAAAAAGAGAUGGAGUCGAUUGUUUUCCUGGUUGAUUUCAAUUUUGCUUUUCGUGGUGCUUCAGCGAGUGUAUUUAGAAAGAAAAAAUUGUUAGGGAUCAGGUAUUCAAAAAAGUAUUAAUAAACAGUUACCGAAUGCGUACUGGAAUCCAUGCUUUGUAGCGAUGUUUGAAUACCACGAAUGAAUUGUUGUGAAUGUUGCAGUAAAAUGACGAAAUCCGCUGCUUCGUUUUCAUUUCUGGCGUUUAGUUCGUAGAUGUCGCUCCUGCUCGGAAAAAUAAUCGGUUGGGUG
Molecule: messenger RNA, 3545 nt
Organism: Notodromas monacha
Lineage: Eukaryota; Metazoa; Arthropoda; Ostracoda; Podocopida; Cyprididae
Source: the annotation of a GenBank genome assembly